Molecule: messenger RNA, 1284 nt
Organism: Leishmania mexicana MHOM/GT/2001/U1103
Lineage: Eukaryota; Euglenozoa; Kinetoplastea; Trypanosomatida; Trypanosomatidae
Exons: 1
Coding region: 1-1284 (427 amino acids)
Biological process (GO): regulation of apoptotic process
Cellular component (GO): nucleus
Molecular function (GO): protein binding
Source: RefSeq, a predicted model, not a curated record
AUGCAGCGCAAGUAUACCAACGCGCAGGCGUUGGCCGUCUACCAGGCGCUGCAGCAGAGCGGCGGCCUCAGUGCGCUUGAGGACGACACCGCCACGGCGCUGUAUCUUUCGCAGAAUGCGGCCGCAACCGGCGAGCUCAACUUCACGCCUGGGCUGCUGGAGCGACUGACGAAGCGACUUGACAAGGGCGGCAUGGUGCUGGACCCGUUUUGUUCGUACGACUACGCCGACCGCCGCCACAUCCGGAACUUCUCCAUGUCAAUCCCCAUUCCCUUUAGCGCCUUCGACGGCAUCCGCCGCAGCAAGCAUCAAGUGCAGCUCACCGCGGCGCAGGAGGAGAAUGUUCUGAAGUCGUUCGACAAGUUGCUUAAUGGCGAGGAUUUCAAGAAGAGUGGCACGACCCCAGCGGCGAAAGGCGUGCGAGAGAUAUCUGUGGCGCUGCCGUUUGUGAGCGCCUUCUUCGACCAGCGCUGCCCGGAACUGCACAACAGCGUACUGACGGGCUCGCGUGAGGGGGCGACGUACCUUCUUCUGUCCGUAAUCACAGGUCACAAGGAGCUGUGCGCCAAGUGCCUCAAGGCCGGCGCCAACCCGAACAACAUGUCAUUUCUUCGAGACGAGUCGCCGGCGCCGGGUGACAUGUUCCAUGGAUACAGUCCGGUUUUCAUGGCGGUGCUGGCGGAGCAGGUCGAGAUUCUGGAGCUGCUGUGCAGCUGCGGAGGCAGCAUUCACGUGUACGACCGCUGGGGCCGCACCCCUCUGCACGCUGCCAUGGCGGUAGAGAGCACCUCGACGGUGCAGUGGCUUCUGGCGAAAGGUGCGCCCCUGUACGUGCCAGAUGGCUUCGGCAUUCUCCCGGCUGACAGCUGCGUCGGCACACAGUACGCCGAAUACUCGAUGCCCAUGUUGGCGCUGCAGGAGCCGCCAAAGUGCCCACCGCCGAGCUACUUCGCCGAGGCUGCGAAGAGCUGGGCCGCCCCGGAGCGAGAGAGCAAAGUCACGGCCGAGAAGGAACCAAAGAAGGACGCAGCCGCCACCAGCUCUGGUGCAUCGGACGCUGAGGGGGAGACUAAGAUGGAACUGUGCCGCUGUCGCUCCGGUCGUCCUGUAGGGUUCUGUGGCUGCAUCGACGACAUGCUCGUCCGGUGGGCGCGCGACCGCCUGAACACGGAGUGGAGCCCCGGUGUGAACUUUAGCGCACUCGCAAAGAAGCAGGCGACUGCCGAAGAGGAGCGCAAGCGAACGGCGUACAGCGCAGGCGGCAACCGAGUUGUUAAGUCCUAA